UAAAUAAAUUUUUGUAAAUUAAUAUCUUUAUAAAUUAAUAAAAUUUGAAAAUUUCAACAUUAUUAAUUUAUAGAGGUUUUACCGUAGUUACAUUAUUAUUAACUGCAUAAAACACCACCAAUAUUCGUUACCAAACACCACCAGUACAGUAUAUUUUCGACUAUCCAUAUAUCAUUGUAUUCUUCUUCUUCUUUUUUUUGUGCACACAUUGGAUUGUAUUCUUCUUUUAAAUUCCGUUUUAUUUAACAACAAUGGAGUCUCCUUUAUGAGUUAAACAGAGAAGCUAAUUAAGGAAUAUAUUUAAAUGAAGUUGAAAACGUGUCAGUUAAACUCGGCUAAAGUAAGAACACUUUCCAAUACCACCAGUCUAUAAAUUCCCAAGAACCUGUGGAUUCACUUUCACUUCUCAAAGCACUAAAAGCCUCUCUCUCUCUUUUCUCUUUCUCUCUACACAGUUAUGCAUGCAUAGCUCUUACAAACACAAAAUAUAGAACUCAUAAAUAGGAUUUGAUAGGAAAUUGAUAGGUUAUAAUGGAAAAUUCAAUGAAGAAUAAGAGCUUCAAAGAAAGUGAAGAAGCAAAGCUCAGAAGAGGGCCUUGGACUCUUGAAGAAGACACACUUCUCACCACUUACAUUCUCCAUAACGGUGAAGGACGUUGGAAUCUCGCUGCCAAAUGUGCUGGGCUGAAGAGAACCGGUAAAAGUUGUAGAUUGAGAUGGUUGAAUUACUUGAAACCUGACAUCAGACGAGGGAAUCUAACUCCCCAAGAACAGCUGUUGAUCCUCGAGCUCCACUCUAAAUGGGGUAAUAGGUGGUCCAAGAUUGCACAGUACUUGCCAGGAAGAACGGACAACGAGAUCAAGAAUUAUUGGAGAACGAGAGUUCAGAAGCAAGCUCGACAGCUCAACAUCGAAUCUAAUAGCGACAAGUUCUUUGACGCUGUUCGUAGUUUCUGGGUCCCUAGAUUGAUCGAGAAGAUGGAGCAGAACUCAUCCACUACUUAUGCUUGUCCCCAAAACAACAACAACAACAACAAUAACAAUAGUUCUCUUCUGCCUCCUUCUCAAACAUUCGAGUCCAUGAGUACACAAACAUAUCAAGAUUUGUCGGGUCUGAGCAACAUGGAUGGUUCUUCUUCGAGCUCUGCUUUCAUGCCUGAUCUCAUGACAGUUCCACACUUUAUGGAUCCCAACACCAUCAUCGAUGGUUCGAUGUGUUACCAUGAAGACAAUGCUCAAGAGCUCAGCGGGUAUAUUCUUGGGACGGAGGAAUACUAUUACAUGGAAAAUUCAGACAUAUCAACAGAAUGCCAGGUGGCCGAAGCGUACGAGAAUGUCACACAAGAUCCCAUGUGGAAUAUGGAUGACAUUUGGCAGUUUAGGGAGUGAUUAAGUCGGUCAAAAGAUGCUUAGGGUGGAGCCCACACUACCAUGGUUUUAUUUCGUAUACUAAAGUAAUAUAUUUUCAUUUUAGUUCAUGAGCAAAUGUUGUUAAACAUAUAUUUAUAAAUGAUUGUUUUUUCUUUUGCUAAAAAUUAUAAAUGAUUGUUUGCUGUGA
Brassica napus (rape) is the source of this 1558-nucleotide messenger RNA. Its product is annotated as transcription factor MYB62. The record is from RefSeq and is a predicted model, not a curated record. Gene Ontology annotation, biological process: regulation of DNA-templated transcription. NCBI's taxonomy places the organism in Eukaryota, Viridiplantae, Streptophyta, Magnoliopsida, Brassicales, Brassicaceae. Bases 532 to 1389 code for a protein of 285 amino acids. Gene Ontology annotation, molecular function: sequence-specific DNA binding; DNA-binding transcription factor activity. The transcript has 3 exons. Gene Ontology annotation, cellular component: nucleus.